Messenger RNA from Ilyonectria robusta, 1023 nucleotides. RefSeq lists its product as uncharacterized. NCBI's taxonomy places the organism in Eukaryota, Fungi, Ascomycota, Sordariomycetes, Hypocreales, Nectriaceae. Gene Ontology annotation, biological process: positive regulation of transcription by RNA polymerase II. Gene Ontology annotation, molecular function: DNA-binding transcription factor activity; transcription cis-regulatory region binding. Gene Ontology annotation, cellular component: nucleus. The coding region runs from base 1 to 1023 and encodes 340 amino acids. The record is from RefSeq and is a predicted model, not a curated record. The transcript is spliced from 3 exons.
AUGUCGAGGAAAUUUGUCUCUCGGCGGUCAGGUGUGGCUGUUCAUUUCGAGCAACAUCUACGACCUGCACUGAACGAAUCUCUGAGUCCUCAGACUCGAAUACUUUUUCACCAUUUCUCCGAAUGCAUAGCGCCCAUUAUGGUGGUGCUCGACUCCAUCAGCAACGGCUACAGAGACAUCAUUAUACCCCUCGCCUGCCAGGACGAGUGUCUUGGUCGAGCCGUCUCAGUCGUCGCAUCAUUCCAUUUGGCCGAAAGGAUACCGGAAAUGCGACAAGCUGCUGAGGCAGACUACCAAGCCAUUAUUGAGAAACUGCGACACGACUCAAUGCAGCUGCAGUCUGGCCAAGUCUUUAACCCAUUCACACUAGCGACGAUUCUAGUCCUUCUAGUCGGCGAGACAAUCACUGGAGCUGAUAACUAUGGCUAUCUCUUGGAAAUGUUGGCCUGCUUGAUCCAAUCUCCUGGAACUAUAGAAGCGUUGCCGCUGGUACUGAAAGAGUUCUUUUGGCAGCAGGUCAAGAUGUUCCAGCUUUUUGGAAUACCUCUAACCAAUGAAGCGAAAGGCGUUGAGAUCUUCACUAGACCUCCGGAUUAUUACCUCGAAUUCAUGGCAUAUCCUGAACUCACUGCAGAGUCAGAGCACUACAACAAUGUGAAUCUGAUAAGAGCCGCAAUCUUAGACGCCGGUAGAAUAUAUCGGCGUCGCGUCGAGUCCUCACUCCACCAAUACGAAUCAAUCCACCUCGUGGAGCAACUGCGACAGAACGUGCUUGGAUUGGGGAUGCAUGUCAAGGGUGUUCAUGCAUUGGUCUGGACCUACUUCAUUGGAGCGGCUGAAAGUAUCUUGCCGGAGCAUCGCGAGUUUUUCACGGAGCGGCUGAAUGAUCUGUAUGAUUACACUGGGUUUGGGUUUGGAAGUAUCCCGGCUGGCUUGGAGGCUCUGAGGACUGUGUGGGCGAAACAGGCUUUUCGGAGGUGGACCGACGUGGUGAUCAAUGAUACUCCGAUACUAGUUAUGUAA